This is a messenger RNA of Vidua chalybeata, 5096 nucleotides long. RefSeq names its product remodeling and spacing factor 1 (gene RSF1). Gene Ontology annotation, cellular component: RSF complex. The record is from RefSeq and is a predicted model, not a curated record. The transcript is spliced from 16 exons. Gene Ontology annotation, biological process: regulation of DNA-templated transcription. Lineage: Eukaryota; Metazoa; Chordata; Aves; Passeriformes; Viduidae. Bases 89 to 4378 code for a protein of 1429 amino acids.
GGUGCAUUGUGGGAUAGUGGCGGCCCGGCCCGGCAGCGCCCCCUCCUCCCUCCCCCUCCCCAGCUCCUUCUCCAUCCCCAGGUCCAAGAUGGCGGCGGCGGCGGCGGCUCCUCCGGCCCCAUCCCCGCCGCCCCCUGCCCCGGUGGGCCCGCGCUGCCCGGGCUCCUGGCCCAACUUCGCCGUUGUCUGCUCCUUCCUCGAGCGCUACGGGGCCUUGCUGGACCUGCCCGAGCUGCCCUUCCCCGAGCUGGAGCGCGUCCUGCAACCGCCGCAGGAGCCCGGAGACCAGGUCCCAAAAGAAUUGGUGGAGCUUCACUUGAAACUGAUGAGAAAGAUUGGGAAGUCUGUCACAGCAGACAGAUGGGAAAAAUACUUGAUCAAGAUAUGUCAAGAAUUCAACAGCACUUGGGCUUGGGAGAUGGAAAAAAAAGGAUACCUAGAAAUGAGUGUUGAAUGCAAACUGGGGAUUCUGAAGUAUCUCUGUGAAUGUCAGUUUGAUGACAAUCUAAAGUUUAAGAAUAUAAUUAACGAGGAGGAUGCUGACACCAUGCGUCUGCAGCCCAUUGGUCGGGACAAGGAUGGCCUCAUGUACUGGUAUCAGCUGGAUCAGGAGCAUAAUGUCAGGAUGUACAUAGAAGAACAGGAUGACCAGGAUGGAUCCACAUGGAAGUGCAUUGUUAGAAACCGCAAUGAGCUUGCCGAGACCCUUGAGCUCUUGAAAGCGCAAAUUGAUCCUGCUCUGUUGAAAAACAACAAUUCUCAGCAGGAGAAUUCAUCACGUGAAAGUCCAAGCAUAGAAGAUGAAGACACCAAAAAGGGUGAAGAAGCAGAUACACAAGAAAAUCAAUUGAAAAUCAAAGAAGAAAAAGAGGAGGUAGAGGAACAGUCAGUGGAAUCAGAAAGCCUGCUUCCUCCUGUGGUCAAAGAAGAUGAAAAUGCACUUAAAAUUAAGAAAGUGGAAGAAAAAGAAAUUAUAAAACUGCCAGUAAUAAUGAAAUUAGGAAAACCUUCAGAAAACAAUGAAGAAAAGCAAACUAUCAAGGAAGAAAGUGACUCCUUUAAGGAAAAUGUCAAGCCUGUUAAAGUAGAGGUGAAGGAAAACAAAACAGAACCCAAAGACCUAAAAGAAGUGAAAAGCUGUAUGGACAAAAUUGCAGUUCAUGAGCCAGAAAGGUUAGAAUUUUGUGUUAAUGUCAAAACUCCACAAGAAAUUGUGGAGAAAUCUGUGGAAGAAAGUGAAAAACUUAAAAAUGACCAACAGGCAAAAAUACCACUUAAAAAGCGAGAGAUCAAACUGACAGAUGACUACGACAGUCCAAUAAAAGGGCCCCUGUGUAAAUGUGUUACUCCAACAAAGGAUGUCUUGAAGGAAGAAGGGAAACCAGAAGAAGAAGCUUUUAAGAGAGUCCCUACCAUUACUGCUCUAUGUCCUGAUGGGAAAGUGCUAGUAAAUGGAGAGGUUAGCUGUGAAAAAAUAACCCCGAGUGUCAUACAAAAUAGUAAGUCAGAGCACUCUGCUAGUGCUAUGGAAGACAGCACCUCAUUACAAGAGAAAAAUGGAAAAAGCGGGGAAAAAGUAUCAGACUCUCUAAAUUCUGUUAGUAAAAUUAUAAAAACAUGUGAGAUUGAGAAAAAUGCAGUAACUGUGCUGAAAGAGAUCGGGCCUGUGGUCUCUGAGGUUUCUAAUCAGAAAGUGCCUUCAAAGGAAGAAUCUAGUCCUGUGGAAAAAGAAUCCAUUGACAGCACGACUACUGAGACGGUAGCAGAAGAGGCAUCAAACUCUGAAGACUGUGCCAAAACAACUGAAGAGGAACAAUCCACUGAUCUCAAAAACGACAGCAUGCCACCACCCAAAGAAUGUUCAGAGAAGCUAGAGAUGUCCCCAAAUGAAUCUGCUCCUGCAGAACUGCCUAAGCUUGCACUGGCUGAUGAAGAGACUUUGAAAAGUAAAGAUGAGCCUGAGGAGAAAAACGACUCUCCAAAAGCUGCUGAGAUACCUCCUGCAACUACUUCACCUGUCACAGUAGAGAAACCUAUUCUGGAAAAGGAGGACUCUGAUAGUAAAAUGGCUCUACCUGAGGAGAGCAAAGCAGAAGAAAAAUCCAGCCCAGAAAAACAAGAGGAAGAGCCAGAAGCUGCCAAAACAGAGCCAGACAGAUUAGAUGAUGCCCAUGCAUCUAAUCUAGAGGACUCCUCAGAAAGUAAAAAGGAAUCUCCAGUAGCUAAAAGCAAAUUUAAAUAUAAGCUAGUUUCUGAAGAAGAAACCUGUGCAACAGAAAAUAAAGAAAUAACUUCUGAAAGACAAAAAGAAGGAAUUAAAUUAACAAUCAGGAUCUCUAGUCGAAAGAGAAAGACAGAAACACCGCCAGAAGAGGUCAGCAUUGGCCGCACGUUAAGGCGGUCACCAAGAAUAUCCAAGCCUACUCCGAAAGUUGUGGAGACUCGGGAUCAGAAGCCUGAGAAGAAGCGGCCUGAAGAGGAAGAGGAGAAACCUGCAGCAGCACAAAAACCAGAACGAAAAGAAGAUGCAAAAAAACAAGAGAAGGAGACAAAUUCUAAAGUUAACAAGAGAAGCAAAGUUCGGUGGACGGGUACGCGGACACGUGGCAGGUGGAAAUACUCAAGUAAUGAAGAGACUGAGGACUCUGAGAGUGAAAAAAACUCUGAGGAGGAGGAAGAAGAGGAGGAAGAGGAGGAAGAAGAAGCUCCACCUGCUGAUGAUGAUGAGCCCUGCAAGAAGUGUGGCCUUCCCAAUCAUCCUGAGCUGAUUUUGUUGUGUGACUCUUGUGACAGUGGCUACCACACAGCCUGCCUUCGCCCUCCGCUGAUGAUCAUCCCUGAUGGAGAGUGGUUCUGCCCGCCUUGCCAGCAUAAAUUACUCUGUGAGAAAUUAGAGGAACAAUUGCAAGAUCUGGAUGUUGUCUUAAAAAAGAAGGAGCGCGCAGAACGCAGGAAAGAGCGAUUGGUGUACGUGGGUAUCAGUAUUGAGAACAUCAUUCCACCUCAGGAGCCAGAAAUACCUGAAGGUCAGGAAGAAAAGAAGAAAGAUUCCAAAAAGCCCAAAUCAAAACUUGAAAGGAGAUCUACCAGAACCCGAAAGUGCAUAAGCUACAGGUUUGAUGAAUUUGAUGAGGCAAUUGAUGAGGCAAUUGAAGAUGAUAUCAAGGAGGCUGAUGGAGGAGGCAUUGGCAGAGGCAAAGACAUGUCAAAUAUCACAGGUCACCGUGGAAAAGACAUUUCCACAAUCCUAGAGGAAGAAAGGAAGGAAAACAAGCGACCACAAAGGGCUGCUGCAGCACGACGCAAGAAACGACGGCGACUAAAUGACUUGGAUAGUGACAGUAACAUGGAUGAAGAAGAGAGUGAGGAUGAAUUCAAGAUCAGUGAUGGAUCUCAGGAUGAGUUUGUUAUAUCAGAGGAAAAUCUGGAUGAAAGUGAAGAUGACCCACCAUCAAAUGAGGACAGUGACUCCGAGUUCUGUGCCCGCAUAUCCAGGCGACACCUCUCCAGGCCCAUGAGGCAAAGCAGGCGGUUACGAAGGAAAACAGUCAAGAAAAAAUACUCUGAAGAUGACGAAGAUGAAGAGUCUGAGGACAAUUCAAGUAGAGAUUCUGAGAGUGGUGAUUAUACAGAUUACAGUGAUGAUGAUUACCUGGAAACGAGGAGGAGAAGAUCAAGACGGAAUCAGAAGAGACAAGUUAAUUAUAAGGAAGAUUCAGAAAGUGAUGGCUCACAGAAAAGUGUCCGAUAUGGGAAGGAGUUGAGAAGAGUCCAUAAACGCAGGCUCUCCACUUCAGAUAGUGAAGAGAGCUACACAUCUAAGAACUCUGAAGAUGAUGAAUCCACAAAGGAGUCAAAGCGAUUGAUUCGAAAACGUCGGCGAAGUACAGACGACUAUUUCGAGGAAGGAGAGGAUGAGGAGCAAGAAGGGAAGCCUGUCCGCAAACGCCUGAAUCGAAUUGAAACCGACGAGGAAGAUGCGUGCGAAAACGCGAACAACGAUGCAGAAACCCCCGCUCCUGCAGAUAAGCUGCCAGCAGCACAAGCCCCCCAAGACAACCCCAAGAAGCACUGCUACCGGAUAGAGAGUGAUGACGAAGAUGACUUUGAUAAUGUAGGGAAAGUAGAGAGCCCUUUGGACUACAGCCUGGUGGACUUGCCUUCCACCAAUGGACAGAGCCCAGGGAAAACCAUUGAGAACUUGAUUGGCAAGCCAAGCGAGAAGACCCAGGCCCCCAAGGACAGCACAGCCAGUGCCAGCCUGGCGCCCAAUGGGACAGGGAGUGGGCAGGAAGCAGUAGGGCCGGAGGAAGAUGAAGAUGAACUUUUGAGAGUGACUGACCUUGUUGAUUACGUCUGUAACAGUGAACAGUUAUAAGACUUCCAUUUUUGUGCUAAUUUAUUCCACGGUAGCUCAUACCAGCGGGCCAGUUAUUAAAAGUUGUUUUAUUUUUCCUAGAAACUUCUCCACUACAGUAUCACUUUCUAGAAGCAAGAAUUUCACCAGUCCUGCAGUCUUUCUGUGAAGUGACCAGUUUUGAACUUUGAAGAUGAAUUGCUGUAAAUUCCCUCUCUUACCCCCCCUUUUCCUUCCAAGUCCAUGGUCCUGGGUAAUUUCACUCACAAAAACCUUAUAACAACAAGAGAUUUGUAUAUUUUUGACUUUAUAUUUCCUGAGUGCAUACAAAUUUGUGGAAAUGGGUGGCCUAAGAAAGCAUUCCAAAUCAGUCAGGGCCCAAACCGGAACUGGGGUGGGUUUGGCUCAAGGGGUGGGGGGAUGGGAGGGGGGUGGUGCAGAAGCACUUGUGCUUUAGCUUUUUCAUAUGAGAUAUAUAUUAUAUUUAAAUGUUCACAACUUAGAUUACAACUUAACAGACAGUUAAAAGCAAAAUUAAUGUCUGUACUGUCGCAUUUUGUGAGUUGUAGGUUAACAUACCAUAGCUCAUUUUAGUAAUCACCUUCAUGGAAGCAGUUUGAUUUUAAUACUGGAGGCAAACAGAAUUAUUAGAGGCCAAGAAGGUACCAUAAGCAAGAACUCUGCUAUUCAUUAUGACUUGCAGACUUUCCUAAUAAACAUCCUUUAAAAUGUUUGUACA